Dipodomys ordii (Ord's kangaroo rat) is the source of this 3501-nucleotide messenger RNA. It is a transcript of the gene Fosl2, whose product is annotated as FOS-like antigen 2. Bases 107 to 1090 code for a protein of 327 amino acids. Gene Ontology annotation, cellular component: nucleus. Gene Ontology annotation, molecular function: DNA-binding transcription factor activity, RNA polymerase II-specific; RNA polymerase II cis-regulatory region sequence-specific DNA binding. The transcript has 4 exons. Lineage: Eukaryota; Metazoa; Chordata; Mammalia; Rodentia; Heteromyidae. Gene Ontology annotation, biological process: regulation of transcription by RNA polymerase II. The record is from RefSeq and is a predicted model, not a curated record.
GCGGCGCGGCCGGCGGACGAGCGAGCGCGCGGCCGUGCGCGCGCGGUCGCGGCGAGGGCGGGGGAAGAAGAACACCCUGUUUCCUCUCUGGCCCCCACCGCGGAUCAUGUACCAGGAUUAUCCCGGGAACUUUGACACCUCGUCCCGGGGCAGCAGCGGCUCUCCUGCGCACGCCGAGUCCUACUCCAGCGGCGGCGGCGGCGGCCAGCAGAAGUUCCGGGUAGAUAUGCCUGGCUCGGGCAGUGCCUUCAUCCCCACCAUCAACGCCAUCACCACCAGCCAGGACCUGCAGUGGAUGGUGCAGCCCACAGUGAUCACCUCCAUGUCCAACCCUUACCCCCGCUCACAUCCCUACAGCCCCCUGCCGGGCUUGGCCUCUGUCCCAGGGCACAUGGCGCUCCCCAGACCCGGCGUGAUCAAAACUAUCGGUACCACCGUGGGCCGCAGGAGGAGAGAUGAGCAGCUAUCUCCCGAAGAGGAGGAGAAGCGUCGGAUCCGGAGAGAGAGGAACAAGCUGGCUGCAGCCAAGUGCCGGAACCGUCGUCGGGAGCUGACAGAGAAGCUGCAGGCGGAGACAGAGGAGCUGGAGGAGGAGAAGUCGGGCCUGCAGAAGGAGAUCGCAGAGCUCCAAAAGGAGAAGGAGAAGCUGGAGUUCAUGUUGGUGGCUCACGGCCCUGUGUGCAAGAUCAGCCCUGAGGAGCGCCGGUCACCCCCGGCCUCUGGGCUACAGCCCAUGCGCAGUGGGGUCAGCACCGUGGGUGCCGUGGUGGUGAAACAGGAGCCCCUGGAAGAGGACAGCCCCUCUUCCUCAGGGGCGGGGCUGGACAAGGCCCAGCGCUCUGUCAUCAAGCCCAUCAGCAUCGCUGGGGGCUUCUACGGGGAGGAGCCCCUGCACACCCCCAUCGUGGUAACCUCCACGCCUGCCAUCACCCCGGGUACCUCGAACCUCGUCUUCACCUACCCCAGCGUUCUGGAACAGGAGUCGCCUGCGUCACCCUCCGAGUCCUGCUCCAAGGCCCACCGCAGAAGCAGUAGCAGUGGAGAUCAGUCAUCAGACUCCUUGAACUCCCCCACGCUGCUAGCCCUGUAACCCUGCACUCAUCACUGCCUCCUUCCCAGGGACCAGCGUUGUCAAGAGCAAGAAGGGGUGGGGGUGGGGUCCUCUGCCAGGGAGCUUCCUGGCCCUGGGGGAGACCCAGGUGGGACUUGGCAGUGAGGCAUUGGAGGACUUGGGCUGAUCUCUCGGAAGCCAUGGAACCUUCUUCCCUGUUCAUCUUGUGAGCAAAUCCUGCUUUUCUUUUUUGUUUUCGAAAGCCAUGGAGGACUUGGUUCAGUAGACUCAAGACAUCACUCUGGCUGCUGAAGAGAGCCUGGAGCUGGCCCACAUAGUCCCCCCCCUUUGAUAUGCUAUUGUCUCUGGAGUGCUGAUGUCCUCCCCGUACCCCACCAAGCAUGCUCCGUGCCUUCUGGGUUCUCCUAACUUUGACUGGUCCCUUCCCUCCCCCAGUGUGAGUUUCAGUCCCUCUUGGUUUUGAUGAAAUUUGCCAUGACAUUUCACCUGGGUGGUCUGGAUAUUCACACCCUUCAUUUCUGGAGAUGAGGCAGCAAAUGACACUUCUGCUGGGGCCACCUUGUCCAGAAGGGGCAGGCAAAGUGCAAUACAGAACCUUCUCUCCCCAACACUCCCCACGGUGCCAACGCCAUCUCCAGACCCCCAGCGGGGCUCCCUGAGCUCUCCAGGGGACACCACCGUUGCCCAGCAAGCACCAAGGACACUUCCUUCCCACUUCGGAGAUGCAUCAGCUGGGCCAGAAGAUGAGGUGUGAGUGCCACGGCCGUGCACAGGUUGGGUUUGCCAAAUGCCUAAUUACCAGCCCAGGAAAAGUGCCAACAAAUCUACACAGGUGUCCUAGCCAACUUCCCUCCACCUGGUGUCUUGGGCAGGGCAUCUCCUGUAACUACUGCCUCACCAUUCUGCCCCUGGACCCUUCUCUCCAGAGCAACCAUACAUCACUCCAAGGCCCUGCUGGGCCCUGCCGUUCCCUGGUUGUCAGGGUGACACCACCUUUGGAUUUCAUGAGCUGAGCACGGGUCUGGACCCUCCCCAGAUUCUGACCAAGUGACUCUUCUGCAAACGUCGAAGGGUAGAAGGGCUGGGGGAUUGGGGAAGGUGGAGGUAGGGGUCAUGUCACAGCAGCCUCUCUGGCAGCUCAAUGAGGUGCAGGUCCCCUUCUGCUCUCUGUGGUCUCUGCCACUUCACUGAUCCAGAGCUUUCUUUUCCACCUGCUCCCUGUCCCACCCCAGGGGGCUCUUUUGGUCCAGUUGGCUAGUUGUGAGAAGCUGGCCCCAGCAAGGUCUUGCUGGGGCUUGGGGAUUUCUGCACCAUUCUGGGGUAUCUGGGGUGGGCUGCUGAGGUUGGAGCCAGGAUGCAUUGCUUCCCACGGCAGGAGAGCUGCCCUUCCCACAGGUGGCAAGGCCUCUGGCAAGAGCAGGCCUCAGCAGAGCCCUUUCUCCCCAGAGCCUGUGGAUGCUUGUCCUGGGAAGCAUGUCUGCUCAGAACUGGCCUCUGAGGGAGAUUCACUGUGGCAAUUCAGUUCUAGAGACCAUCGUCCACUAUUUAAAACAAUUUCUAAUAUAAAUAACUUAAAUCAAGUUUCCAAGUCUUGACUGUGGAGAGAGACACGUUCCCUUUACACAUGCUGGUCAUUAUUUAUUUCACCACCCACUUACAUACACACUAGACACGCGGGAUGGAAGGGCUUAACACACAGCCCGGCUAGGACCCGAAGUGACGUGCAGGGGCUGGCUUGGUAGAGAGACGGGAUGGAAAAGCAAAAAGACUGCUCUGAAUACACGUGAUCGUUCCCAUACUCCUUGCUGUGAUGUUUCAGGUUUCCCAGAGCCUCUGUGAAGGGUGCUCCUGAGAAGAAGACUGGCCUCCAAAAAAUUAAAACGGCAGAAGGGAGCCAGGUAGCAGAGGAGGGCAAAGAACCCCCAGGGUGCUCUCAGUGAGGAACAGCUUCAUCAUCUCAAGUGGUAUUUGUAGCCAAGCAGAAGCCAUUUGCUUCUUUGUGCAUAUAGCUCUUUCUUUCCGUGGAGCUACUCUCUGCUCAUUUGUUUCUUAGAGCCCCUUGUCACUGCCCUCUGUGCAGCCCCAAUCCGAUGCAGGUCAUGCUGUGUGAUCUGGGGCCCAGCUGGACAGUCCUGAGCGAGUCUGGCUUCAGUUCAGAUUCCAAUGUCAAUGUGUUGGCAUGGGCACCAGCAGAAGGCUCAGCCAGCCAAGAGUGCAGAGCCUCUGAGGUGCUUUUCCUUCAGCAACUCCUUUGCUUUGUUCUAGGAGGUUGCUUGGCUUCCCCCAAGGCCAGAAGUUAUUUGAGGAAGGCUGAAUAUUCAAACCUUCUGGUUUGCUCUCCAAAUUUACAUACCAGUCUCUCUCUCUUUCUCUCUCUCUCUGUAUUUCUCUCUCUCUCACACACACACAGACACACACACCACACACCA